Aspergillus terreus NIH2624 is the source of this 1185-nucleotide messenger RNA. RefSeq lists its product as uncharacterized. The record is from RefSeq and is a predicted model, not a curated record. Gene Ontology annotation, molecular function: protein binding. The transcript has a single exon. Lineage: Eukaryota; Fungi; Ascomycota; Eurotiomycetes; Eurotiales; Aspergillaceae. Bases 1 to 1185 code for a protein of 394 amino acids.
AUGGCAUAUACUUUUCGCCGUGCUGCAGAGAAGUUGAAGUUAAUCGCCAAGAUGAACCGCUGGACCCGAAACCUCGAAGAGAGGCAGAAGGGAGAGAGUGGAUCGCCCAAACGGUCCUAUCUUUUGGAACUACCUACAGAGCUCAUCCUGGAGAUCAUUUCACACCUCACGGUUCUACCUGAAGCCUGUCUCGCCUUGACCUGCAAGCGACUAUACGCAAUCUCCGGCGCCAUUCUAGACUCCAAGUCCCUGCAUUUCAACAGAGACUUUGCACCGCUCUUUCACCACUACCGGAAUGGACAUAAUUUCGUCACGCCUCGAUGGCAGCUGAUCAACUUGCUCGAGAACAGUAGGUGGUGGGCCUGUUCUAAAUGCUUGAAGCUCCAUCCACGAAGCGCAUUUCCGUCUCGGGAGUUGCGACGGAAGGCCGAAGAACGGACUUGUCACUUGGGAGAAUCGGCUGGAAUCGUUGAUUUGUGUCCGUGCAAAAAACUGACGUACCGCGAUACUCUUGAUCUUGUCGAGCUACUGAAAAUGCGGCAGAAAUCCGUGGACGUUUUAUCCACCCAGUUUGGAACCGGAGUCCAGAACCGAUUCUGUUGGCACUCAUGCACUGAGCAUUACGGUGCUACCGAAUUGGCGAUUGACAUUUACCCGGAGUUGGAUGAGCACGACCAGCUUAUGGUCAAGACAGAGUAUCACCUGUCAACGGCUUCCGGACAGUUGGGCAAAGAGGAGUACAUGACGCCUCGAUUUGGAUGCGCCCAUCGAUCCGUCGACUUGUGGCUUUCAAGUGUCUGUCAGACCACUAUCUGCCGAAUAUACGACAGCUUUUGCUCCUCGUGCAAGCGCAUCACGGUAUGCAACAGCUGCGGCACAGCUCUGAAAUGCCCCCGCAAACAGCCCUGUCGUGUGGAAGAGGAGUCCGGCAAGGCGAUCUACUUCUUUUGGACUGAGAGAUGUCUGGGAGGAACGACGCCCCUUCCCGACCAGAUGUGGGCGUCGCAGCGCAUCCACCCAGCCGAGAAUACGAUCGACGUGGACAAUUGCAGUGAGCUCUGUCCGUGGACUGUCCGGGAGCAUCCUCCCCUGAACAGUGCCCCCACGUUAGGUAUGGAUAUCCUUGAACCUGGGCUGCAAGAUCAGUCGAUGAAUCAAUUAUAUUCAUCAAUCAACAUGAUCUGA